Lagenorhynchus albirostris (white-beaked dolphin) is the source of this 2886-nucleotide messenger RNA. RefSeq names its product cytoglobin (gene CYGB). Gene Ontology annotation, molecular function: heme binding; iron ion binding; oxygen binding. The record is from RefSeq and is a predicted model, not a curated record. Gene Ontology annotation, biological process: oxygen transport. Bases 1056 to 1607 code for a protein of 183 amino acids. NCBI's taxonomy places the organism in Eukaryota, Metazoa, Chordata, Mammalia, Artiodactyla, Delphinidae. The transcript has 4 exons.
CAUCGGGACCAUCCUUAGGGCCACAACGGGAGACCCACCGGGUCCCAGGCUACCAUCCCCGGCAGAGCAGCCUCUGAGGCGGUCCGGGGAAGCCAUCAUAGCCGGGGCCGCCCUGGCUCCUUCCUGGUCCUGCCACCCACUCCGCUUGGCCCACUGAUGCAGCCGUGGGCAUCAAUUCCUAAUCCAGAACGUGGGAAUAAAAACAGUGCCAACCUCAGGAGGAUAUCGCAAGAAUUAAUGAGAUGAUAUAGUAAGUGCUCAAUAAAUAGUCCCUGUUAUUUUGUCAUCAGUAAAGUGGACGUAAUACCCACUUCGUUGUGGCAUUAUAUGAAAUAACAAGUGGAGAUGCUCUGCACAUUGUUAUUCACCAGCCAAAUAGAAAUUAGUAUUUUUGUUGCAAUGUAAAACCUCUAAAGUCAGAGAUCCUCAUUUUAAUCCAGACUGGGUUUUUUGUAUCUGUCCUUCAUUACGACGCUUCUCCAGAGAAAUCCAAUGUAUUUUCAGACCCAUCGCGUCAUUUGUCCUCACCAGUAUAGCUGUGAAGUAGCAAGCAGGGGUGCAUGGACUUCUCUCACACUUUUGCAGACAGGAGGUUGUGAAGCGAUUUGCCCGAGGUCACACUUGGCCUCCGAGAGGGGCCCUCCUCAUAGCCUGAAAGGGUGGCCGGGGCCAGAUGCUCUCCCUGCAUCUGUUCCAGCUCUCAGAUCUGAGACCCGACCCCAGGCCCCAAGGGCUGUUUUGGCAAAUUACCAGCUCUCUCUAAUCACAAAGGGGACACUCCAAAAGUGUGAAACAACCUGAGAAAACAGGUCCAGGACAUUCCAUCCAUUUUCUGAGGCUUCAGUUAUGUAAGUUUUGAUUGAGUCUGGCCACAUACCUCCCGCCCCAGCUGGGUGAGGGAUCGCAGAUGUCAUCACCACCAUCCGGCAAAGUGCAGGGCUCUGGGCCAAGGUGAUGGGUCAGAGUGUGCAUGAGACCCGGGCUCUGCCCUGGGGUUGCAGGACCCAGACAGACACACAAGGAAGAAGCCGUGAAAGGUGGCAGGGAACACACUAAUGGCCUUGGAGGGAAAGCGGUCGCCCUGGCGCUCAGGGAGAGGCCCAGCUGACACGGGGGAAGGGGGGGUGGGUCCACCAUGUGGAAGGGGCCCAGCAUGCCGAGGAAUCUUUAACCCAUGGUUCUUUGUGAACUUCCCGUCGGCCAAGCAGUACUUCAGCCAGUUCAAGCACAUGGAGGAGCCCCUGGAAAUGGAGCGGAGCCUGCAGCUGCGGAAGCACGCCUGCCGGGUCAUGGGGGCCCUCAACACCGUGGUGGAGAAUCUGCACGACCCCGAGAAGGUGUCCUCUGUGCUUGCCCUCGUGGGCAAAGCCCACGCCCUCAAGCACAAGGUGGAGCCUGUGUACUUCAAGAUCCUCUCUGGGGUCAUCCUGGAGGUGAUUGCCGAGGAAUUUGCCAAUGACUUCCCACCUGAGACGCAGAGAGCCUGGGCCAAGCUUCGCGGCCUCAUCUACAGCCACGUGACCGCUGCCUACAAGGAAGUGGGCUGGGUACAGCAGGUCCCCAACGCCACCACCCCGCCGGCCACGCUGCCCUCUUCGGGGCCAUAGGACCCCCUCUCUCCUCCCCGCUCCCUGGCAGCACCUUGAGCAGAAGGCCGAGUUCUGAAGACGCUCCUUGACCCUCCAUCUCUGGGUGCCAAGGAAGCUGGAGGAAUCCCUGACUCGUCUUCCUGGAAAGAGGCUGCCUCGGCCUCGGCCACAGUCCCCCUGGAGCCGCCGGAAGGUUGCAUCAGCUGCCUGGUUGCUGACCCCAGCUCAGCGGCGCAGAGGGUGGCCUGUGGGGUGGGGGACCUUUCCUCCUUGGAGAGCCGGGCACACCCUUCUUAGCUUUUCUACUCACUGUUAGAGACCUAGCUGAGCGGCCAGCGGGAAUCGGGGGGCAGGCCUGUGAGUCACUGGAGGAGCAAACCAGCCCUGUUUCUAUCUGCCUGGCCACACACAGGUCUCCACAUCACUUAUCUAGAAUACCACGCACACACGUCUACCGUAUAUACAGAUAUAUUCUAUAUACAAUCUAUAUAUAAAUCUAUAUCUAUAUAUAUACACAUACAUAUCUAUAACGUGUAUCAGUAAGGCCCAGAGGCACGAGUGAAGCCUCGAUUCUGCCCACCGAGGAGUCCUGGCAGCUCCUGGGCAGAGAACAGAGUGUUCCGGCAGAGAUGACGGGGUCUCACAUCAGCACGGAGGGGACCCGGGCCUGCGUGGGCAGGGUUGGGGUGACCCAGCUUGCCAGCAAAGCCCAGCCCAUUCUCUCUGACCAGCUCCCCACAUUCCUGCUUUCCACUUCGGGCAGAAAGGAUUUGGUGUUCCCUACCUCUGCCCCCCACAAAAGGAGGUGGGUCCCUGACUUGCCCCUAAAUGGGCAAGGGGGCCAGAAGCUCUGGACAGGAUGACUGCAGCAGGGGAGGGGCCAUGGUCCAGAAACCUCGGAUGGCAGCUCCAUCUGCCUUUGCCUCUAAGACAGACGGCCCUGGCGGGAGGGGGAUCCAGGCUGCUGUCAGUGGGGCAGUGGUGACGGGACCAGAUGCCUCUGUCUCUUCCUGGGGCUCUGAGGGCUGAGGGCCUUCCCUCCCCUGCUUCUCCUGGCUGCUGGCUUGCAGUCAGCCCUCUCCAUCCAUCUAGGUCAGCGUUGCUGGGGACCCCCCCAGUGUGUGCCCCUUGGUCACGUGUAUUGUCCUCAAGGAUGUUUUGCUGCUGUGGCUACUGUGCCUGUGUCCUCCUGUCCCGUCUUCGUGCAGCCAUCCAUGUAACUGCCUGUCCUCCUUUUGUAGUUUCUGAUGUUUGUAACUAGACCCAGCCAUGUCAUUAAACAGACUCGUUCUUCCUG